UCUUGUAAUUAUUAUAUUUUGAUCCAUUCCCGAUCGAAAGCUUUCUCAUUCAAAGACUCGACGUCUUAUUUACAACUCCCAGACUUCACCAUGGACAUGGUUGCGUUAGCCCUGUCGGGUGACACUGCUGUUGCCGGGAAAUCCACGCAUACUUCGAUUACGGCAGACGAUGAGGAGGAGGACUCUUCCGAUUCGGAAUACGACGAAGACUUGACGAAUUCCAACAAAGACAACAAUGACGAGGACGAUAGCAGCAGCAGCGAUGGAUCCAGCAGUAGUAGUGGGAGCAGUGGCGGAUACGCGACGACGGACAGUGAAAGCUGCUGCAGUGGCUACAUGGACGCCAUUAGUCGAGAGAUGGAAGAGAUGAAUCGCAGUCGUCGAGACUCGAUAAGACAGAGUCUUCGGCGAUCAUCGUUGAGUGCUUUGGAUACUCUCAAAGGAAUGGAUGCUCCGAGUACCGGUACGACAAACAACAAACGAGAAGAUUUAAAGUGCCAAAAUUUAAUGCAGCAAGCGCAAGAUCGAUCCCAGCGAUUUCUUUUACACCGCAUGAGCAGCACCAAGGCCACGUCCUACGUGCAGGACAAACCCAGCACCAAUGCCAACAUCCCCCAGAUUCCGCCCUUUGCCGGCAACGGCGCAACUACCGUCGUCCACAAUAGUAACAAUGACACUGGUAAUGAAAGCAGCAACGAUGCCACCAUUAUCCGCCGACGAUCCACGGGAGAUUUGUUGGACGAAAGCAGUAAACAGAAUCCGCAGAGUCCACAAGAAUGCCUGCAAGAGUUGCUCCGGGGCGUCAGUAGUCCCGUGGAAUUCCUCACAACCGAGUAUUGGGACAAACAGUACUUUUGCGCCAUUACGCCCGCUCGGAUGCAACGCUAUCAUGCCAAGGUUGCCCGGGCCGUGCGAGGACAAGAUAUCGAGACGUUACGCACCAUUGUGAAAGGCAACGCGAGUCCAAACAUUUUGGAUGCCUGCAACUCCCAAGGAGAAUCGCUCGUCCAUUUGGCAUGUCGACGACGCAACACCGACUUGCUCAAAUUCUUGGUCCAUGAAGCGGGUGUGUCGGUCCGCGUCCGAGAUGAUUGGGGCAAGAGUCCCCUUCACGAACAAUGUUGGAAUGGACGUCCCAGUUUUAGCAAGGGCAAACUACUCAGUAACCAGGCAGAAGCUACUACCGGUGCGCUUCCAACAUCACCCUAUUACUACUAUCAUCCUACGAAUCCAGAGAGCAAUUCCUACUUUGAUGCCGUCAAACUCCUUAUUGAUCUGGCACCGGAAUUGCUCUUUGCACGAGACCGACGGGGCUUUGUACCCUUUCAGUACAUUCCCAAAGAUUCCUGGCCCGAAUGGAAUACCUUUCUGGCGCAGCAUCGCGUAUGGAUACGAUGCAAAGUACAGUUCAUUGGAUAUGCCCGCAGUCGCGACAAACUCAAAAAGACACUCGAGUUGGCCGAAGCGACCUUGAAGGGGAUCUCACGAAGUGCUAAUACUAGUCCUACUGGUACUGGACCUACCGCCAUGACGCAAUAGGCAUUGACAAGCAAGCUACGUACUCCGCCAUUGCCUCUUCACGGCAGAGAAACCACACAUCAUUCAGAAAUCUAGACGAGACACGAACCAAUGCCUAGCCUAAACAACAGUCACCACUACAGCUACCAAUAACUGUAGUAGACUGAUUGCUAUUAAUAACUUUCACUCAAACUAUUGUGUUUGGCGGUACUACUCUUUUAUGGUGCAUCUGAU
Molecule: messenger RNA, 1752 nt
Organism: Seminavis robusta
Lineage: Eukaryota; Bacillariophyta; Bacillariophyceae; Naviculales; Naviculaceae
Source: the annotation of a GenBank genome assembly